Messenger RNA from Frankliniella occidentalis (western flower thrips), 899 nucleotides. Its product is annotated as endocuticle structural glycoprotein SgAbd-8-like. Gene Ontology annotation, cellular component: chitin-based extracellular matrix. Gene Ontology annotation, molecular function: structural constituent of chitin-based larval cuticle. The record is from RefSeq and is a predicted model, not a curated record. NCBI's taxonomy places the organism in Eukaryota, Metazoa, Arthropoda, Insecta, Thysanoptera, Thripidae.
AUGGUGUGGGCUGCAGUGCUGUCGGUGGCGCUGGUCGCAGCCGCCCCCCAGAGGGCGCUGCCUCCGCGGGGACCUCCGGGACCUCAGCCCCAAGGACAGCAGAUUCCUAUUAUCUCCCAGGAGUCCGUCAUCAACCCAGACGGAUCGUACAAGUGGAGUUAUGAGACCGGAAACCAGAUCAAGGCCAACGAGGAGGGUGCUCUCAAGAACGUCGGCAACCCCGACACGGAGGCCAUGUCCGCUCAGGGAGGUUUCUCCUACGUUGCUGACGACGGCAGCCCCAUCGAACUCACCUACAUCGCCGACGAGAACGGUUUCCAGCCCAAGGGCGCUCACCUGCCAACCCCGCCGCCCAUCCCCGAGGCCAUCCUGAAGUCCCUGGAGUACAACGCAGCUCACCCCGAGGAGGACGACAGUCAGGGCGGCGGCCAGCCCCCGCGCAAGGGCUAAAACUGAGAAUCAAGAAACCGCCGUCGUCAAAUCAUGGCGACAGUGACAUUUCCUCUGGGCUGUGACGCGUGACCAAUCCGUACCGAUCUGUAUCUCCACAUAUUUCAUAACAUAUGUACUAGUCGCGCGCCGCCGUGUCCCCUGACCUCUCAAAGUCACUGCUAGUCAUGGGGGACGUCUGUUGAUUGCACGCUGGUACACAGGAGACCGCUGUUUCUGAAAAGCUUCAAAGUGCCAUAACCAUAUCUGCAACGAGGACAUCUUUGGUACGUCCGGCCCCGGCACUUCUCAGCACGCUCUCGACGAGUGAAGACAAACACUUUUGAUUGAAAUGCUAAAUUAUACUUAAUUACUACAGUGAUCGACUCGCAGCAAGUUACUUCAAUACGGUUUGCCUGCAUGCUGCUGUUUAAUUUAUUCCUAACAAUUAAAAUAUUUCAAAAAUGAAA